GGCGGGUCAGAGACGGUUGAGCGUCUGUCCUAAGAGCACUCGAGAGGUGAAGGAUCCUUCCAAGCCGGACUUUGGCUGCCUCGAGCACGGACACGAAGACGCUGCGCCGCGUUCACCUCCAGUGCCUCUUCCUCCUCUUGUAGCUGAAAGAACAGCUACCAUGAGUGACGCAGACAAGUUCCUGUAUGGGGACCGCAGCGGGAUGAACAACCCACUGGCUCAGGCCGACUGGGCCAGCAAGAAGCAGGUGUGGGUUCCCUCUGAAAAGUUGGGCUUCGAGGCCGGCUCCAUCAAGGAGGAGCAUGGCGAGGAGUGUGUGGUGGAGCUCAGCGACUCUGGCAAAAAGGUGAAAGUCAACAAGGACGACAUCCAGAAGAUGAAUCCACCCAAGUUCAACAAGGUGGAGGACAUGGCCGAGCUCACCUGCCUGAACGAAGCCUCUGUGCUGCACAACCUCAAGGAGCGCUACUACUCAGGACUCAUCUACACAUACUCUGGUCUCUUCUGUGUGGUGGUCAACCCAUACAAGUACUUGCCCAUCUAUUCGGAGGACAUCAUUAACAUGUACAAGGGCAAGAAAAGACACGAGAUGCCGCCUCACAUCUACGCCAUCACCGACACCGCCUACAGGAGCAUGAUGCAAGAUCGAGAGGAUCAGUCCAUUCUUUGCACUGGAGAGUCCGGGGCGGGGAAAACUGAAAACACCAAGAAGGUCAUUCAGUAUCUGGCCCAUGUGGCCGCUUCUUUCAAGUCCAAGAAGGAUCAGGGCAGCACUGUUCUGUCACAUGGGGAACUGGAGAAGCAGUUGCUGCAGGCCAACCCCAUUUUGGAGGCCUUUGGCAAUGCAAAGACCGUCAAGAAUGACAAUUCUUCUAGAUUUGGAAAAUUCAUCAGGAUAAACUUUGAUGUGAAUGGGUACAUCGUUGGAGCCAAUAUUGAAACAGACCUGCUGGAGAAGUCACGGGCCAUCAGACAAGCUAAAGAGGAGAGAAGCUUCCAUAUCUUCUACUACAUGCUAUCUGGAGCAGGAGACAAGAUGCGCUCUGAGUUGUGUCUGGAAGACUACAGCAAAUACCGUUUCCUGUCCAAUGGCAACUUGACAGUUCCAGGCCAGCAGGACAAGGACAUGUUCUCUGACACCAUGGAAGCCUUCCAGAUCAUGAGCAUCCCAGAAGAGGAAAGAAUUGGCCUGUUGAAGGUGGUCUCAGCCGUGCUGCAGUUGGGCAACAUGACCUUCAAGAAGGAACGUCACUCUGACCAGGCGUCUAUGCCAGAUGACACCGCCGCCCAGAAAGUUUCUCACCUGCUGGGCAUCAACGUGACCGACUUCACGCGCGCCAUCCUGUCACCUCGAAUUAAGGUUGGCCGGGACUAUGUCCAAAAAGCCCAGACCCAGGAGCAGGCUGAGUUUGCUGUGGAAGCUCUAGCAAAAGCUUCAUAUGAGAGGAUGUUCCGCUGGCUGGUCAUGAGGAUCAAUAAAGCUCUGGACAAGACUAAGAGACAAGGAGCCUCCUUCAUUGGUAUCCUGGACAUUGCUGGCUUUGAGAUCUUCGAGCUCAACUCCUUCGAGCAGCUGUGCAUCAACUACACCAACGAGAAGCUGCAGCAGCUCUUCAACCACACAAUGUUCAUCCUGGAGCAGGAGGAGUACCAGAGGGAGGGCAUUGACUGGAGCUUCAUCGACUUUGGCCUUGACCUGCAGCCCUGCAUUGACCUCAUUGAGAAACAUGCCGGACCUCCUGGCAUCUUGGCUUUGCUGGAUGAGGAGUGCUGGUUCCCCAAAGCCACAGACAAGAGCUUUGUGGAGAAGGUGGUUCAAGAGCAAGGAACACACCCCAAGUUCCAGAAACCCAAGAAACUCAAGGAUGAGGCUGAUUUCUGUAUUAUCCACUAUGCUGGGAAGGUGGACUACAAAGCAGAUGCUUGGCUGAUGAAAAAUAUGGAUCCUCUUAAUGAGUGUGUGGCCACUUUGCUCAACCAGUCCACAGACAAGUUUACUUCCGACUUGUGGAAAGAUGUCGAUCGUAUCGUGGGCCUGGAUAAGGUAGCAGGGAUGUCAGACUCCAUGCACGGUGCAUUCAAAACCCGCAAAGGCAUGUUUCGCACAGUGGGCCAACUGUACAAGGAGCAGCUGGGGAACCUGAUGGCCACACUCAGGAACACCAAUCCCAACUUCGUCCGCUGCAUCAUUCCCAACCAUGAGAAGAAGGCGGGUAAACUGGAGCCUCAUCUGGUUCUGGACCAGUUAAGGUGUAAUGGAGUUUUGGAGGGGAUCCGUAUCUGCAGACAGGGCUUCCCUAACCGCAUUGUCUUCCAGGAGUUCAGACAGAGGUAUGAAAUCCUCACUCCGAAUGCCAUUCCAAAAGGAUUUAUGGAUGGCAAGCAAGCAUGUGUGCUCAUGAUCAAGGCCCUGGAGUUGGACUCCAACUUGUACCGCAUCGGUCAGAGUAAAGUUUUCUUCAGAGCCGGCGUCCUGGCUCACCUGGAGGAGGAAAGAGACAUGAAGAUCACUGAUGUCAUCAUCAGCUUUCAGGCAUUGUGCCGAGGAUACGUGGCCCGCAAAGCCUUUGCGAAAAGACAACAGCAGCUGACUGCUAUGAAAGUUAUCCAGAGGAACUGUGUCGCUUACCUCAAACUUCGGAACUGGCAGUGGUGGAGGCUUUUCACCAAGGUGAAGCCGCUACUGCAGGUGACUCGGCAGGAGGAGGAGAUGGUGGCGAAGGAGGAAGAGCUCCAGAAAGUCAAAGAAAGGCAACUGCAGGCUGAGGAGCAGAUUCAAGAGUACAAAAGCAAGCAGCAGCAGCUGACCACCGAGAAGCUGGCCCUCCAAGAGCAGCUCCAGGCUGAGACGGAGCUGUGCGCAGAGUCUGAGGAAAUGAGAUGCCGUCUUGCAGCAAAGAAGCAGGAACUGGAGGUGAUACUUCAGGCUACGGAGGCUCGUCUGGAGGAGGAGGAGGACAGGGUUGGCCAGCUGCACAACGAGAGAAAAAAGAUGCAGCAAAACAUUAACGAACUAGAGCAGCAGCUGGAUGAGGAAGAAGCAACCAGACAGAAGCUCCAGAUGGAGAAGUUGACCGUGGAUGCUAAAAUGAAAAAAAUUGAGGAAGACAUGAUGGUGCUUGAUGACCAGAACAACAAGCUCAACAAGGAGAAGAAACUGUUGGAAGAGAGGAUCUCUGAGUUCACCACCAACUUGGCUGAGGAAGAAGAGAAAUCUAAAAGCUUACAGAAACUCAAGAAUAAACAUGAAGCCAUGAUCACAGAUUUAGAAGAUCGCCUAAGAAAGGAGGAAAAAAUGCGCCAGGAGCUGGAGAAGAAUCGCCGUAAACUGGAGGGUGACUCAAACGAUCUCAGUGACCAGAUUUCAGAACUUCACGCUCGGAUUGCUGAACUUGAAGCUCAGCUCGCCAAGAAAGAGGAGGAACUGCUUGCUGCACUGGCCAAGAUUGAGGAGGAGGCUGCAGCCAAGAACAUGGCCCAGAAGAAGAUCCGGGAACUGGAAGCUCAGAUCUGUGAUUUGCAGGAGGAUCUGGAGAUGGAGAGGCAGGCGCGCAACAAGGCAGAGAAGCUGCGCAGGGAUCUGGGAGAGGAGCUGGAAGCUCUCAAGACUGAGCUGGAGGACACUUUGGACUCAACUGCAGCACAGCAGGAACUCAGGAGCAAACGUGAGAUGGAAGUUACCCAUCUCAAGAAAACUCUGGAUGAUGAGGCCAAGGCCCACGAACAGCAGAUGGCUGACAUGAGACAAAAGCACAACCAGGCAUUUGAUGAGCUCAAUGACCAGCUGGAGCAGGCCAAGCGGAACAAGGUUUCGGUGGAGAAAUCCAAGCAAGCCCUGGAGAGUGAGUGGAACGAGGUGCAGAUUGAGCUCAAUACUCUGAGGCAAGGCAAAGCAGAUUCAGAACACCGUCGGAAGAAGGCCGAGUCCCUAGUUCAAGAGCUACAGGUCAAAUUUGGAGACAGCGAACGGCAGAGGCAGGAGAUGGCCGAUAAGAUGGCCAAGAUGCAGUCUGAGCUCGACAAUGUCAACAGCCUGUUGACCGAAGCAGAGGGCAAGAACAUCAAAUCCAGCAAAGACCUUUCUUCAGUUGAGUCUCAGCUCCAGGAUGCUCAGGAGCUGCUCCAAGAGGAGACUCGCCAGAAACUGAACCUCACCAGUCGCUUGCGACAGCAAGAGGAGGAGCAGAACACUCUGCGAGAGACGCUGGAUGAAGAGGAGGAGAGCAAGAGAAACGUGGAGAAACAGGUCUCCCAUCUUCAAAGCCAGCUGACUGAGCUGAAGAAGAAGUUUGACCAAGAGGUGGCCAACCUGGAGAUUGCAGAGGAGACACGCAAGCGAAUCCACCGAGAUGCAGAGUGUUUGCAGCAGCAGCUAGAAGAGAAGAGCGCCGCCUAUGACAAACUGGAAAAGACCAAAACUCGUUUACAGCAGGAGCUGGAAGACCUCAUGGUGGACCAGGACAACCUGAGGAAUGUGGUCUCCAACCUGGAUAGGAAGCAGAAGAAGUUUGACCAGAUGCUGGCUGAAGAGAAGACCAUCUCCUGUCAGUAUGCUGAGGAUCGCGACAAAGCUGAGGCUGAUGCCAGGGAGAAGGACACACGAGCUCUGACGCUUGCACGCGAGCUGGACACGAUGACUGACCUGAAGGAUGAGCUGGAUCGGGCCAAUAAGCUCCUCAAAGCCGAGAUGGACGACUUGGUCUCCUCCAAAGACGACGUGGGCAAGAGUGUUCACGAGUUGGAGAGGUCAAAGCGUGCAAUGGAUCAGCAGCUGGAGGAAAUGAGGGUUCAGCUGGAGGAACUGGAGGACGAACUGCAGGCCACCGAGGACGCCAAACUACGCUUGGAGGUCAACAUGCAGGCCAUGAGGGCUCAGUUUGACAGAGACCUGCAGGCCAGAGACGAGCAGGGCGAGGAGAGGAGGAAGCAGCUGGUCAAACAGGUUUGUGCGAUGGAAGUGGAGCUGGAGGAUGAACGCAGGCAACGUUCUCAGGCUCUGUCCUCCAAGAAAAAACUGGAGUUGGAUCUGGGCGAGCUUGAAAAUCAGAUAGAUGCCGCCAACAAGGCAAGGGAUGAGGCCCUCAAACAGCUGAAAAGACUACAGGCCCAAAUGAAAGAGCAAAUUAGAGAGCUUGAGGACCUGCGCUUGUCCCGAGACGAAGCAGUCAACAGCGCUAAGGAGACUGAGAGGAAGCUGAAGACCAUGGAGGCUGAUGCCCUGCACUUGCAGGAGGAUCUCGCCACUGCAGAGCGCCUCAAGAGACAAAUCCAAACUGAGAGAGAUGAGCUCCAGGAUGAGAUUAACAACAGCAACACUAAAAUUUCUCUGCUGACUGAAGAGAAAAGGAGGCUGGACGCUCGCAUCACUCAGCUGGAGGAGGAGCUGGAGGAAGAGCUGCUUAACGCAGAGAUGGUCAACGACCGUCUCAAGAGAAGUGCCCUGCAGAUGGAGCAGUUGACUACCGAAAUGAAUGCAGAGCGCAGCACCUCCCAGAGACUGGAGGGGGCUCGUUCCCAGAUGGAUCGCCAGAACAAGGAGCUGAAGCUGAAGCUGCAGGAGCUUGAGGGCACCGUCAGGUCUAAGUACAAGUCCACCAUUGCCACCAUGGAGGCCAAGAUUGCACAGAUGGAGGAACAGCUUGACAUAGAGUCCAAGGAGCGUCAACAGGCAUCCAGACUGGUCAGGAGAACAGAAAAGAAGCUGAAAGAGAUGAUGUUACAGGUUGACGAUGAAAGACGCAACACAGAGCAGUAUAAGGAUCAAGCUGACAAGACAAACAAUCGUAUGCGUCAACUUAAGCGCCAGCUUGAAGAGGCCGAGGAGGAGCUGACGCGAGCCAACGCCUACCGUAGGAAGCUACAGAGGGAGCUAGAUGACGCUGCAGAGUCUGCAGAUGCCAUGAACCGGGAAGUCAGCAGUCUGAAGAGCAAGCUCAGGCGUGGCGAUGUGCAUUUGAACAUACGACGCACCAUGAAUCGCACGGGGUUGGAGAGCGAUGAAGAUGUGGACGUGAUGACUGACGUGUCCGAGCCUGCUGCUGAGUGAGCGGAGGAACAAGAAGAGGGGGAAAAACGUUUGGAUGAUUUAAAGUAAAUGUGCAACUUUUGCCAAACAAAAGCCAUGACAAUGAAAGUAUACAUCAUUCUAGGACAGAAUUUGCCUUUCAUUUCCUUGGAUGAUGAUGACCUAUUAUCCUUAUUGACCUUUUAUAUAUAAUGCAUUCACAUUAAGGCCAAAUGUUCACCACACUCAACAUUUGUUUACUCUUACUCUAGUCAUUUUCUACUUAAAGGGGUUUAUCAUGUUGCUUUGGUUUAAUGUCUACUCACUGUUGCGCUAUUUUUGCAUACACAUUACGGUGCUGGUGCUAGCUCACAUUUGACAUCGGUUAAAGUCUGUAUUGUCUCUUAACUGGAAUGGUGGUAGGUUGCUUUCACUGGAACUUGAUUAGCAAGGCUCACACUCAGCACAUUCGCCUCGGAAUGUUGAAUUCUGCACAUUUUGGGUGAAAUGGAACUCCUUAAUACUGCAUUAUCAUAAAAGCAUAUCUAUUGCCGAUAUUUUAUGGCUGGUCUUUAUUUUAUCAAAUGCCUUAAUGCAAUAAAAAUAUAUCUACAACAUGCA
Dunckerocampus dactyliophorus (ringed pipefish) is the source of this 6625-nucleotide messenger RNA. Its product is annotated as myosin-9-like. Gene Ontology annotation, cellular component: myosin complex. The transcript has 43 exons. The record is from RefSeq and is a predicted model, not a curated record. The coding region runs from base 161 to 6046 and encodes 1961 amino acids. Gene Ontology annotation, molecular function: cytoskeletal motor activity; ATP binding; actin filament binding. Lineage: Eukaryota; Metazoa; Chordata; Actinopteri; Syngnathiformes; Syngnathidae.